Molecule: messenger RNA, 1650 nt
Organism: Branchiostoma belcheri (Belcher's lancelet)
Lineage: Eukaryota; Metazoa; Chordata; Leptocardii; Amphioxiformes; Branchiostomatidae
Exons: 4
Coding region: 600-1277 (225 amino acids)
Cellular component (GO): external side of plasma membrane
Molecular function (GO): signaling receptor activity
Source: RefSeq, a predicted model, not a curated record
GUGGUAACGCAUCAGGCUGUAGGAAGUACAGCCUGUUUAGAUGUUCAGCUGGCUGCAGCGUUCAAGAGCUCCGCUCCAUUUUCAGUCAGAAGCCUGUCCACACAUCAGGGACCCCAUUAGUCAUCACCGGCGCUCGGUUCAUUUGGCUCUCACAUGGCGCCUGUAGUGGGCCACGUUUGACGAUUGAUUGGACCCUGCCAAGCCACAUUUUCGGAAGAUAGCCGUCGGAGGAGACUUCAGAAAAUCCUCACCCACACGGAGCCGGCAUGCAGAGAGGUUGAAGAGGAAAACCUUUGGGAGAGAGAUAGAGGAGGAACCGCUGUUAAUUAGUGGCGGAGUCUAACCCAGUGUCAGCGGUAUGUCUAGACGCAUAGGAUGGAGGUGGCAGACUUUGCUCCUGAGUCAAUCCAAUUUUACAGUUUCACGCUGGGCUGGACUCAUGAGUGGGAAACCUAGCACGUAUUCUAACAGCGUGGGCAGGCUGGAACGCUAAGGAUUGCAGCCCAAAGGUUGGAUGUGACGUCGCUGUAUGUCCUUCAACCAACGCCGACGCAUUAAAUCAGACAAGGAAACGCUAUCCUACCAACAGGACGUAUGAUAUGACACAACAAAAGCCUACUCCCGACGAGAUGUCAGGGUGCAGGAGUAUAAGAACUUCACGGACGGGCCCUACGGCGGGACGGUUGGUGUCCCUGUCCUUGGUGCUGAUCUCCGUUCUGUGCUUGGUUGUUAUCACGACUGGACAAGAGCACAUCUCAAUGAUCCCCCACUGUCCGCUGUUCAGUAACCGGGCACCAAGGAAACAACACAUGCUCAGUAAAUGUAAGAGAUAUCGUGAGGAGGCCUGCUGUUUCCAGGAGGAGAUAGACAGGUUCUUCCCUAGCGUGCCGAACCCUAGAGGCGCGAGUAAGAACUGCAGGGAACACAUGACGUCACUGAAGUGUUACAUCUGCUCCCCAAAACAAUUUCUCUUCUACAGGAACGAGCGGGUAACGGUGUGUGAGGAGUUCUGCAACAAAUGGUACGACGCCUGUUUCAAUGCCAGUAUUGAGGGGGAGCGUAUCGGAGAGUGGUACUCUAACGGCAAGCAGUUCUGCGAAGGGAGGAAAUUCUCCGUCAUGUCCGCCAAGGCGAUGGAGUACGACUUCCAGUGCUACAGCUACAACUACGACGACGAACAGGGAAACUCCUCUGCGCGGUUGUUCAUCGAAUGGAAACUUGCUGUAUCUAAUCUCCUGUGUGUGUUGGCGGCUACACUCGUGUGGACACCAGGUUAACGAGCGAGCAAAUGGUUGACUAGAUCUGAGGUUAUAGUACCGUUAUACGAUGUAACGUUGACGUAACGUGUUACGAUCUCUGGCGGUAGAAAUGUGCGUAGCUGCAUGACAGUCCGGGGCCAAUGCAGAUAAAAACGAUAUCUCGAAAAGAUAUGAGCUCGAAAGUAACCCGUGCGAAUGAUUGCGUACCAGUAACUACUUAACGACCGUACUGCAUCACACGGGAUACGUUAGAAAGACUAUGAAGGGACGUGUUGAACUGAAAAGAAGAGGAUUCUUGAACACUUUCUCGUCUCGACAACGCCACUAUGAUAAGCCAUGUAAACGGUAACGGCUACAGGCUGUGCAGAUAAUGUCUACAUUAAUCGCAAUA